Pocillopora verrucosa is the source of this 1437-nucleotide messenger RNA. The record is from RefSeq and is a predicted model, not a curated record. Lineage: Eukaryota; Metazoa; Cnidaria; Anthozoa; Scleractinia; Pocilloporidae.
AUGCGAGGCAAUAAAAUACUGGACCUUGUCCUAACGAAUCUGAGAGAGUACUACAAGGGCCCCAUCCAACGUCCUCCCCACGGUCUAUCAGAUCACAUGUCCGUAGAGGUACAGCCAAAGGAUAGAUCCCAGCUUCUGGACUCACGAUCAACAGUCAAAACAAGGGACUUAAAACCUAGCAAUCGCCUUGCUAUACGCACCUAUCUCCAAGAUGUCGAUGCGUACACCCUCGUUGGCAACAUACAUGGCUGUGCAGAGAAAGUGUCAAUUUUUCAGUCAAUAAUCCAACAUGGUCUGGACAGUGUACUGCCCCUACAAUCCAAAGCGAUCCACUCUAGAGAUCCGCCCUGGAUUAAUCCAGGUUUGAAAGACCUAAUCAGACAGCAGCAAAGAGCACUUGCAGAAAAUAAUCCGCCGAUCUUUCGAUUUCUGCGGAACCGAGUGAACCAUGAGCGUAAGAUCUGCAGGUGGUGGUACUACGACUCCAAAGUUAGCCAGCUUAAGGAGUGCAAACCGUCUGCUUGGUGGAGUGGAGUUAAGAAACUGAGCGGCAUGUCAUCGGCCGUUAGGGACUCAGAAGAGCUAAUGAGAUCAUUACAACACAUAAGUGAGGAGUCUCUCAGUGCCUUAGACCUGGCCAACCUGAUCAAUGAUACUUUCCUCUCCCCAAUGCAAGACUUUACACCGUUAUCUGCUGAAUCUUUCCAGCUGUUGCAAGACCACUCCACUGAGCAACCAUUUGUCAUUUCUACGCAUGCUGUUUACCUUCAGCUUCUGUCGAUCAAUCUUAGGAAAGCGUCCGGCCCCAACGGUGUUCCAGCAUGGUUGCUAAAGGAAAAUGCAGAUCUCCUUUCUGAUACAAUAUCUGAUAUCAUUAACAGUUCUUUUGCUGAAAGACGUUUACCACCUUCUUGGAAAUCUUCUGAUACUGUGCCGAUCCCAAAGCAGAAACCAAUUAAAGAUGUAAAUAAACACCUGCUUCCCAUCUCGUUAACGUCCAUUCUCUCUAAGGUGGCAGAGGAGUUUGUUGUUGCGGAAUACUUGCGACCAUCAAUUGGAGACAACCAAUUUGGGGCUAUCCCAAAAUCUUCUACAACACAUGCAUUAACCAGUACGGUGCACUCCUGGGCCAAACACACAGACAGUACAAGAUCCACUGUCAGGGUCAUCUUAUUCGAUUACCGGAAGGCUUUUGACUUGAUAGACCAUGUGCUUCUCGCAGGGAAACUGUCCGCCUUGGACAUACCAGUUGGCGUAUCUUUUUGGAUCAUCGACUUCCUUACAGAUCGUACACAGAGAGUCAAGUUGGGAGAAGAUUGCCUGUCCGAAUGGAGGAAUGUACCGGCAGGGGUGCCUCAGGGAACCAAGCUCAGGCCGUGGCUGUUUAUUCUUAUGAUCACCAACAUCAACACCAGCAAUACGAAUCUGUGGAGAUAG